AGUGGUACGUGUGAGUGAUGAAACGACAACGUUUUAGGCUCACGUGUAUAUACAAAACGGUGAGGGGUUUCUGGAGAAACUAUUUACAAUCGUCUCUUCGAGCCUGUGCUGCUCCUCCAAAAAAUUAAUUUGCAGACAAGGAGACCCUGUGAUCAUUAUACAAGACAAAAGUGGAUAUGUUCAAUAAAAUUAAGGGCAGUAAUGUCCUUGAUCAUGCCAUGGAUGAUGUAGCUAGUACCCAGUCGAAGCUUCAAUGGCAGCACAGGGAAAAUGAAGAGAAGAAGGCAGUAGUACAGGAAGAGAUGAAGAGAAUGAACCAACUUCCUGCAAACAGCAGUUAUGCUAGCCAUCGCUUGCGGGUUCUCAACAAAAUUCUGCAACUUUUGUCCAUUCAGAGGACUGUCUCACAGGAUGAGGAGUUGGAGUUGCUUUUUGCUGGGAUGCAUCUGUGAGACCGAUAGCUCUGCAAUGGCAGGACUUGACUAAGCAGAUAAGGUUUUUUCAAGUGCAACCUGAUGAGUACCGGAAUAGGAUCUUAUUGAAACCUAGGUUUACUUGGUGAAAUCUGAUUUGAGCUCCUUUGCUUUGUUACCUGAAAAAGAACCAGUUUUCGACCUACUAUUAAUGUCAGCUUAUCUCCUGGAAAACAAGACCAGCUUUUGAUCUGCUUUUAAUGUUGACUUAUCUGUCAGUUGCGCAGCUGAAGACUGCAAACCACCCCUAUAAACUUGGUUUUGAUAUGAAGUUAUUAACCAAUGUAUGUGAGAGGCUCUAAAUUUUGCUCAUGUUGAAUUAUACGAACCGCAUUAUUUUUAUCAUCUUUAUGGGAGAGACAAGCCUUUUUUCUUUUC
Molecule: messenger RNA, 851 nt
Organism: Ricinus communis (castor bean)
Lineage: Eukaryota; Viridiplantae; Streptophyta; Magnoliopsida; Malpighiales; Euphorbiaceae
Exons: 4
Coding region: 177-452 (91 amino acids)
Source: RefSeq, a predicted model, not a curated record